UUGGCAACAGAGAGACGCGGAGAACAAGCAGAAGAAUUGAGGCUCAGAGCUGCUCACCGACAAAAUGGCUGAAGUUGAUGACACACUGAAGAGGAUCGAAGCCCAUAAAGGUGUGAUUGGAACAAUAGUUGUCAACGCAGACGGUAUUCCCAUCAGAACAACUUUAGAUAACUCCACAGCAGUUCAGUAUGCAGGGCUUCUUCGCAACCUCACGAUGAUGGCCAGGAGCACAGUGAGGGACAUUGACCCUCAGAACGACCUCACCUUCCUCCGCAUCCGCUCCAAGAAACAUGAGGUCUUGGUUGCACCGGAAAAUGACUUCCUGCUGAUAGUCAUCCAGAACCCAUGUGAAUAGCUGCUGGACAUUUCCAUGAGAGCCAGCCUUUGUUUGGUCACAUGGUUGUUAUUUAUCCAGCAGAUCUUUAUCCACAGUGUUAUGUUGCUCCAUGCACUGCAUAAUCCCUCUUUUUCUACUUGGGACUCAAUUGUGUUUCCUUAAUCUACAUAGUGCAUUAUUUGUUUUAACUUUUUUUCUUUCAUUUCAUGUCUUUGUGUUGAUAUUCAGUAAAUCUAUGAAAUAAAACUUCCAAUACUUACCAGAUCA
Messenger RNA from Acanthopagrus latus (yellowfin seabream), 604 nucleotides. It is a transcript of the gene dynlrb2, whose product is annotated as dynein light chain roadblock-type 2. The transcript has 4 exons. The record is from RefSeq and is a predicted model, not a curated record. Bases 65 to 355 code for a protein of 96 amino acids. Gene Ontology annotation, biological process: microtubule-based movement. Gene Ontology annotation, molecular function: dynein intermediate chain binding. Lineage: Eukaryota; Metazoa; Chordata; Actinopteri; Spariformes; Sparidae. Gene Ontology annotation, cellular component: centrosome; cytoplasmic dynein complex; cytoplasm.